Molecule: messenger RNA, 1914 nt
Organism: Hyposmocoma kahamanoa
Lineage: Eukaryota; Metazoa; Arthropoda; Insecta; Lepidoptera; Cosmopterigidae
Gene: SPARC
Product: SPARC
Exons: 6
Coding region: 100-957 (285 amino acids)
Biological process (GO): anatomical structure development
Molecular function (GO): collagen binding; calcium ion binding; extracellular matrix binding
Source: RefSeq, a predicted model, not a curated record
GUCGGCCGCUCGCCCUCGCCUCACACGACCACACGAGCUUCGCUUGCCAUUGUUUCAUAACAACCGCAUCACACACCGUUGCUACGUACUGGAACGAAGAUGAACAGCCGCCUGCUGCUGCUGCUGUUCUUGGUAGCCGCCAUCUGCAGUGUCGAUGCUGAGAAGCAUCGGCGCCGGCACCGGCGGCUGCGCAAGACCACGGCGCGGCCCGACGCGGCGGCGGAGGGCGCCGCGGCCGAGCGCGAGGAACUGCCCGAGCUGCCCGUCUACAUGAGCCGCGAGGACACCGAGGCGGAGAACCUCGAGCUCGGCAUGGCCGAGCGCCUCGACGAGAAGCGGUUCCAGGAGGCGGAAAAGGCGCGGAUCAACGAUCUGUAUGUGGGCCGCCCCGAACACAACGGCGAAGAGAACGAAGUCUACGUCGACGACCCGUGCCUGAAAGUGCACUGCAGCGCGGGACGCGUGUGUGAAAUCGACGAGCACGGCGACGCCGUCUGCAACUGCAUCAAGGAGUGCCCGUACGAAACCGACGCGCGCCGCAAAGUGUGCACGAACCACAACGAGACGUGGUCGUCGGACUGCGAGGUGUACCGGCAGCGCUGCCUGUGCAUGGACGGCAGCGACGCCUGCUCCGGGCCGCAGUACCACCACGUGCAGAUCGAGUACUACGGCGAGUGCCGCGAAAUGCCCGACUGCACCGAGAGCGAGAUGUCGGACUUCCCGCGGCGCAUGCGCGAUUGGCUGUUCAACAUCAUGCGCGACAUGGCCGAGCGCCGCGAGCUGUCCCACCACUACCUCAAGAUGGAGCGCGAGGCCGAGGCCAACCUCACGCAAGCUGCGAAGCGAGGCGGGCUCGGCCGCCGCGGCCUCCGCCGCUCGAAUGUUUCUCCGCAAACCGUUUCUGUCCAAUUCCUCGAGCGUACGUUUUCGAAUCGAGCGAGGCCGAGAAUGUUAUAAUUAUUAAUCGAUAUAUAUAAAGUAACAUGUGUGUAAAUAGAAACGUCAUCGCCACCGUGGCGCAGCGCCGUCUCGCCACUCUAUACGACUAACUCUAGGUUUAGUUCCGAAAUAUUUCCGCGCUACAAACGACGUGUUUCGUAUUGAAACGUACGUCCGCGCGCCGGCCCGCAGCGGCGCGACCGGCGGACGCUCGCGCUCGACCGGCGGCCACUAGGCGCUGCCGCGGUUCCGUCGCCUGCUCGUGUUUAAGGCGCCCGACUUUUUGCUACUCCCGAGCACAGGUCGACUCUCACAGUACGCGCCUUUCGUACGAAGCACUGAACGAUAUCGGCACGGCCGCCCCGGCGAGCGCUCCGCGUAUUUCCCAAAUUCUUUGUACUUAUUUAUUGUAAAUAUCGUAUCGGAGUCUCAUCGACUGGGACGGACAUCGUACUUGCCCCGCUCGGCCGCGGCCCGCCCAACGAACGCGACCCAACUCGACGACACUGACCCGCGAGUGAGCGAAUUCGAUAGGCGACUGUAGCGCCUCCAAAGCAGUUUUCGGACGAACCACUAAUUGUGUUGCUUCCGUAAAACUGUCCGAGAACUGCCUGCGCACUUUUGUGAUAGUCGCUUGGCUAGUCGCGCCGCGGAAGGGCCGCGGCCGGGGCUAGCCCGCGCAGGCGAGGCGGCGGCCCCGGGCGUCGCCUUGAACCCCGCGGCGGCGUAAAGCCGAUGUCAGUCCGCGAGCGGGCAGGCCCACUCUAAAGUAUGACUAAUUAAUAAAUCUCUGUAAACAAAAUUCAGACCCCACAGACAGCUCUUGAAAGCAAUAAAUAAACAACGUGAGAGUCACGUUGAAGCGACUGGCGCUGCAGUCGGAAACGACGUUACGAUGGGGUCUAAAUUUUGUGCUAAAGUGUAUUUUUUUUUUUCAAUAAAAAUUGUGAAGUGCAGUCUGUGUAGUGAGCGGAG